AUGCACCUCAUGGAGAAAGGAGAAGGGGAAAAUCAAACGUCCAUCAUGGAAUUCAUCCUCCUGGGGUUUGGGGAUCUCCCCGAGCUGCAGAUCCUUCUCUUCCUGCUUUUUCUAGUGAUCUACAUUGUGACCAUGUCUGGGAACAUCCUCAUGGUUGCGCUAGUUGUGGCUUAUCAGCACCUUCACACCCCCAUGUACUUCUUCCUGGGGAACUUGUCCUGCUUGGAGACCUGCUACCUCUCCACCAUCCUGCCUAGGAUGCUGGCCAGUCUCCUGACUGGGGACAGAACCAUUUCUGUGGAGGGCUGCAUGAUACAAUUGGUUUUAUUUGGUUCUCUGGUAACUACAGAGUGUUAUCUUCUGACAGUGAUGUCUUAUGAUAGGUAUUUAGCCAUAUGCAAACCGCUACACUAUGGCACCCUUAUGAAUGGCAGGCUGUGUCUCCAGCUAGCGGCUGGGUCUUGGAUAAGUGGAUUUCUAGUUUGUAGAAUAUUCAUCUGUCUUAUGCCACAGUUAAUUUUCUGUGGCCCUAAUGAAAUUGACCAUUUCUUUUGUGAUUUCACCUCACUGAUUCAACUCUCCUGCAGCGACACCAGCCAGGUCACCCCAUUUAUUUAUAUAUUUUCCUUCCUAGAUGCCGUUUCCCCUUUUCUCUUAACCCUGGCUUCCUAUAUUUGUAUCAUUGCGACCAUCCUGGUAAUCCCAUCCACCACAGGGAGGCAAAAGGCCUUUUCCACCUGCUCCUCUCACCUCAUUAUGGUGGCACUUUUCUAUGGGACCAUAAUGAUUGUCUACAUGCUACCAAAAUCUGGUACCUGGAGAGCCCUGAACAAAGUGUUCUCCAUCGGCCACACAGUCCUGACUCCCCUGGCCAAUCCGCUCAUCUACAGCCUGAGAAACAGAGAGGUCCAGGAGGCCCUGAGAAAUGCUGUGAGGAGAGCUGUGACCCUUACAAAGAAUCCAGACUAG
Molecule: messenger RNA, 969 nt
Organism: Chelonia mydas (Green sea turtle)
Lineage: Eukaryota; Metazoa; Chordata; Testudines; Cheloniidae
Product: olfactory receptor 11A1-like
Exons: 1
Coding region: 1-969 (322 amino acids)
Biological process (GO): G protein-coupled receptor signaling pathway
Cellular component (GO): membrane
Molecular function (GO): G protein-coupled receptor activity; olfactory receptor activity
Source: RefSeq, a predicted model, not a curated record